CAGAGUACGUGGUAGUUGGGAUUGGACUAUUGGAAAAGACGGACGGGUAUCAGAAAAGUUUUGGCUAAAGAUAUAAACUGUGUCCCCUGUUGUAGAUCGGGAUUUGUGAAACUUUUUAUCUGUCUUUUCCGCCGGUGAAUUCAGUGUUUGUGACUUUGUGGAAUUAUUGAAAUUUGUACUGUUGACAAUUGGAAUUCUUUUAAAACUUUAGCAAAUUAUUGUGGCAGAUAAAGAAGCAAUAAAGGAAAACGUCGAAAUCCAUGCUUAGUGCCCUUGAGUGUAGAAGUUGGAUCGAACGUAACUUCUGUGGCACUACACAGUGUGGUAACGUUAUCAUGUGUGGCCAUGUCAUACCCGAGGGCGACCGUCAGCUGGUCGCGGCCCAAUGUGCCCCUCAUUCAAGGGGACGAGAGAUUCACUUAUAAGGCGGAUGUCUUAGAUCAUGUACGUGUGCUGGCCACAAUUACAAUCAGUGCCCUACGCAGGCAGGACAACGGUACCUACACCUGCUCUGCUAAAAACGAUAGAGACAUGUUGAUGGCACAGCAGGAUGUCGUAGUUUUAGAGCCAGCUGAGAUAUCUGUGGAUUCAGUUGAAGCUCUGGAUUCAAGGACCGCUUUACUCCGCUGGAGCUUAGAAUACAAAGGAAAUUUACCAAUAAAACGUUACCACUUGCAGAUGAAAAACUAUAGCACCGGAGGAGCUGAUUGGUUGGAUAUGGACGAUAAAAUUCCUUCAAAUGCUACCAGCUAUACCGUAAGAUAUUUAGCACCAGCAGUAACUUAUGGUUUUCAACUGGCAGCAGUGAAUGAAGCCGGACAUAGCAACUGGGAAGCAAAGAAUCUCACUAUGCCAGCUGAUGUUCCACCAAAGAUUACAUGGGUACAGAUGAUGGCAUCGACGAACGAAACGCUCCUCUUUGGUUGGCGUCGGCCCAGCCAUGACAAUGGUGCAGAAAUAACUAACUACAUAGUCCAAUUGAGCCAACAUGAAAAAGUAGUCGCCAAUGAGACUUUGAAUGUUGCUGCACCCUCCGAGAGACAGAAUUACAUUUUUAUAUUUGUAGGAUUAGAACCUGGAGAAUGUUACGCCUUUCAGGUUCAAGCUUGCAGCCAAAUUGGAUGCGGUAGUUGGUCAGAGGAAUUGGAUGCAACCACCUCAGACGGAAUGGCUGACCCUCCUGAAAAUGUGCAGAUGAGAUGUUAUCACGACAACACGCAGAACCUCAAUUACGUUGUGAUCACGUGGGACGUGCCUAAGAAUGUGAGAGGAAGCGUACAGGCAUACAAUGUAACGCUGCAAGGGGAUGCUUUGUAUAGGAAUGGUAGUGGUCACUUAGUGCGGGACAAUUUCCGAGAAUUCACUGAAGUUCACAAAGAAAACUUAGUCUUCAAAAGCACCGUCCGACCGAACACGAAUUAUUCAGUGAAAAUCUGCACCAUCAAUAAAGCUGGCUGUGGACACAGCAGCAACCCCAAUGACAAAGCAAAGUGCAACUCUCCUCCUUCAGUUCCUUCCUGGAUGCCAAAUUUUGAGCUCAGUACUAUAGACGGCAUCGAUAAGUGCCGACAAUUGAAACUUCAUCUCCAUAGGAUAUCUGAAAGAAAUGGUUUCAUAAGGUGUUAUAAGGUUAUUCUAAUAAAAUUAGCAAAAGGAGAUAAUCUCUCGUCCUUACCUAAAAACCCAGUGGAAAAUAACCUCACGUCUUACGAGGAUGUGCACCAGAGCGGUGCGGUAAGAGGAGCUUAUUUGGCCGAAGCAUUUGACCAUGAAAAUUUUGCCAGUGAGGUGGUGUUGGGAGACGAAGAAUUUAGCCUAUGUGACCCACGGUCAGAACCACCUUUUCGCGUCAGGAGAUCCAGCCAAGAAGAGGUCGAGGAGGAGGAGCGAACCCUGAGGAUCUACGAUGGAUCCCUGGAUCCAGAUACCAACUACUCAGGUUAUGUUGAAGUUCAAGUUUGGGGUCCUGACGGGCAGAUUCUAGCGAAGCAGAGCGAAUAUUUUAAACCUGCGCAGACUAGUAAGUGCUCCCUAUCGUCGUCGGGGUCGAGUGCGGGUACGGCUCCUCCUGUUCGACCCACUGACAGCCCCAUGACAUUCCUAUUUGGCGUUAUUUGUGGAACAAUCCUCGUCGUCAUUGUUCUCAUACUCGUCAUAUGUCUCAUUAGGCGUCGUAACAGUUGCCCGUAUGACGGUGAGGAAGGUGAACACCUGGGACUGACAGCUCUUCUGAGAAGGACUGUUCACCGCAGCACCCAUCUGCCAAGAGGUAGUCAUUUGUCCAAGCUUCCAUAUUUCGGACCAAUCGCUGCUGAAGAGCUUCCUGCUGCUUAUGCAGAAAAGCAUUUAGAUACAGAUCUUCUUUUCCGGACCGAGUUUGAGGCUCUACCGGAUAUUUUUAGAGAUAGAACAACUACAGCCUCUGAUAGUUGUGAGAAUGCUUGCAAGAAUAGGUAUCACGAAAUUAAAGCAUUUGAUCAAACGAGAAUUCGAUUAUCAUCGGAUUUGGAUAUUCCAGGAUCCGAUUACAUCAACGCCAAUUUCGUCGAGGGUUACCGUGAAAAGAAACUGUACAUAUGCGCUCAAGCACCUUUGAAACAUACCAUUUGUGAUUUUUGGCGAAUGAUUUGGCAGCAAGGUGUAUCCGUGAUUGUUAUGCUGACCGGCCUAGAAGAAAAUGGCGAUGAAAAAUGUGCUCAGUAUUGGUCUGACGGGAAAAGUUUAGAAGUUGGUUAUUUCAGUGUGACGCUUAUCAGUUUCAAGAAGUGUUCCGAUUACAUUCUUAGAACUUUACUCCUAAAGUGUUCCAAAAACCAAGAAGUGUGCCAACGAGAGAUUUUACACUUCCAUUUUUUAAUGUGGAGUGAUUUUCUGAGUCCCGGUCAACCAUCUUGGCUUCUCAGGUUUAUAAAAAGAGUGAACGAGCAUUACUCAUCAGAUAGGGGCCCUCUUCUAGUUCACUGUAGCGAGGGCGUUGGUCGAACCGGAACGUACGUAGCAAUCGACUCCUUGCGCCAACAGCUGGACGACGAAGGCAUCGUAGACAUAUUCUCAUUCACCUCCAAUCUUAGGUACCACAGGAAUCAUCUCAUCAGAACUCUGGAGGAGUACAUGUUUGUGUAUCGGGCUCUUAUGGAGCAUGCGCAGUUUGGAGAUACAGAGCUGGAGCUACACCACCUCAGGGACCAUUACGAAUUGCUGAAAGGAAAAGUCAGGGAUAACUGUAGAACGGGACUCGAGGUUGAGUUCGAGAAAUUAAAUGAUGUGUUUGAAGAGCCCAAGACAUAUUGCGUUGGUGCAUGGGAAAUCAAUAGAUGCAAAAACAGAUAUGAAUGUAUCAUACCAUAUGAUAUGAAUCGAGUAAUUUUAUUGCCUUCCAUUGCUGAUCAGUCGUCCUAUAUCAAUGCUUCUCAUAUUCAGGGUUACUACCGUUCUCUUUCAUUCAUCAUCACCCAAGAUCCUCUGCCGCAGACCAUCUGUGACUUUUGGAGAAUGGUGAAGGAGCAACACAUCACCACUCUCGUCAUGCUCUCAGAGGUGGGACCAGACUUGAACAAGUGUCCGCAGUAUUGGCCAGACGAGUGCCACGAAGAGAUUUACGAGACAGUUCGGGUGAAACUGAAAAGCUCAAGCCAAACAUCUCACUACAUUCUUAGACAAUUCAUUGUAACUGACGUAGAGGACGAGCAGAAGCAUUUAAUGAGUCAGUUCCAGCUCAUCAACUGGUCGUCCUGUGGUUCUGGAGUACCAGAAAACUUAUCCUCUCUCAUUGUUGCCAUAGAACAUGUCCAACAGCAUCAUAACAGUCAAAUAUCAACUGGGCCCAUCACUGUACAUUGCAGUGGAGGAGGCGAUAGGAGCGGCAUCUAUGUGGCCCUCAGCGACCUAAUAGAACAAGCACGAUGUGAUGAAAGGGCAGAUGUUUUUCAAACAACAAAGUACGCAAGAGCUCAACGACAUUGCCUACUACAGACUUUGGAGCAAUACGACUUCCUGUACCGUGGACUUAUCCAUUAUGUAGAAAGGUACAAUUUAUGUAAUUUAGGUGACACGCCAUUAUGAUGUCAGAUGGAAUCUAGCCAUCCUAAUAAAUCCUUGGAAACAUUAACUGCUACUUUCACUGCCAGUUUCUACGACAAGGUAUUGCCACUCGUGUGAAAAACUCUGUGACGUACCAAACGACUUUUCACAUUUUUUUAGAAGAGCUUGUCACUCAACAUCUCUUGAUUAUUUUCAUCAGCAAAGGAUACAAAUUAUAUUCACGGUGUGAAGAGAAGAAACUAAAUGAUCUUAGUAAUUUUUUUUAUCACUCAAACUAUAUUUACUUCCGAAUAGUUUACGUUGAUCGUAAAGUACUGAAGUGUUACGGGAUGAGUAUUCUAAGCAAUCGUUUUAUUGAAAAUAUAAUGUAGUUUAUUUGUGAUGUGAUUUACCAAAAAUGUUUUAUUUGUGCAAUUUUUAGAGCAGCAGAUUCGCUUGAUGAACCACAGUAUUUUAAAACUUGUCAUUUGAUGUAAUUUUUAAAUUUGGUUGAAUGUUGCAAAAACAAUGCUUUAUGAAAAUUGUUAUGUAAUUCUAAAAGUUUUGAGAAUGUUAAGAACUUCUUAUAAAUUCUAUGUUGUUUAUAAAAUCCUCUCAUUUUUCAAGAUGAAAAAUAAAUUUUGCCUGUGAAACAAUUAAAGAAAAUAUAAUUUGGUAACAUAUCAAUAAUCGAAUUAUGAAAAACGUAACAUAAACAUAGAAUUAAUGUCCCAACCUAUGUCCAAACAUGCUGGUUUCUAUUCAAAACCAAACACAAAUUGUAAUAAUUUAUCAUUAUUUCUGUCUACAAAACUAACUAAAAACCUCAUGAAACUGUUGUACUUAUCGUUAAUAAUUGCAAAUACUCAGUGUUUUAUCAGAGACUUCUGAUUAAUGAUUUUUUUUAUAUUUUUAAAUACAUAAAUUUAUGCUAUUCUACUGCAAUUAUGAAUGUGAUAUAAUUUGCAUGCACAUAUAUUUCAUUUUAUAAAAUUGGUA
This is a messenger RNA of Parasteatoda tepidariorum (common house spider), 5019 nucleotides long. RefSeq names its product tyrosine-protein phosphatase 69D. Gene Ontology annotation, biological process: protein dephosphorylation. The record is from RefSeq and is a predicted model, not a curated record. Lineage: Eukaryota; Metazoa; Arthropoda; Arachnida; Araneae; Theridiidae. Gene Ontology annotation, molecular function: protein tyrosine phosphatase activity; protein binding.